Molecule: messenger RNA, 1786 nt
Organism: Elaeis guineensis (African oil palm)
Lineage: Eukaryota; Viridiplantae; Streptophyta; Magnoliopsida; Arecales; Arecaceae
Product: protein DETOXIFICATION 51-like
Biological process (GO): xenobiotic detoxification by transmembrane export across the plasma membrane
Cellular component (GO): membrane
Molecular function (GO): xenobiotic transmembrane transporter activity; antiporter activity
Source: RefSeq, a predicted model, not a curated record
CCGCGCACAAGGGAGCAAGGGAGAGAAACAGAGCUUUCUCUUCCGGUCUCGUUCCAACAGGAAGUUUACUCUCUUUGAAUUCUCGAAGCUAGCCUCUGCCACUAUGUGUAACACGAACAUCACCGCCGUUCCCAUCGUGGCUAGCGACGAGAACCCACUGACACCCCAUCGUUACUACACCAAUGUCCCGCCCUCAAAGCAGGGAAAGGAUCAACUUUUGAAGUUGCCAGAGCAGGAGAAGCCCAGCCAAUUGCUUCCCUUCCCCACUCUGGCCGAGUCUCUGAGGGAGGCCUCGUCCCUCUUUCGCCUCUCCUUCCCCAUCGCUCUCACCGCCCUCCUUAUCUACUCCCGCUCUGUUCUCUCUAUGCUGUUCUUGGGAUCUUUAGGCGACCUCCCGCUCGCCGCCGGCUCCCUCGCCAUCGCCUUCGCCAACAUCACGGGCUACUCCGUGCUCUCGGGCUUAUCGCUGGGAAUGGAGCCCCUCUGCUCCCAAGCCUUCGGUGCCAACCAACUUAAUCUCCUGGCGCUCACCCUCCACCGCUCUGUUCUCUUCCUCCUCUGUUCUUCCAUCCCCAUCUCUCUUCUAUGGCACAACAUGUCAAAGAUCCUAUUCUUCCUUGGCCAGGACUCGGAAAUCACCUCCCUCGCCCAAAGCUACCUCCUUUUCUCCCUCCCCGACCUCAUUUCCUUCUCCUUCAUUCAUCCCCUCCGCAUCUACCUCCGGUCGCAGGGCAUCACCCGGCCCCUCACACUCGCCGCCUCCCUCGCCGCCUUGGUCCACCUCCCGGCCAACCUCCUCCUCGUGACCCACCUCCAACUCGGAGCCCCCGGCGUUGCUGCCGCCUCCGCCGCUUCCAACCUCGCCCUCCUCCUCUUCCUCCUCCUCCACCUACGCAGCGACCCGGACCCGACGUGGCGGCGUCCCACCCGGGAGUGCCUCUCUGGGUGGACCCCCCUGGCCCGCCUCGCGGCACCCAGCUGCGUUUCGGUCUGCCUCGAGUGGUGGUGGUACGAGCUGAUGAUCCUCCUCUGCGGCCUUCUGCCGGACCCGAAGCCCGCGGUGGCCUCCAUGGGCGUUCUCAUCCAGACCACCGCCCUCGUCUACGUCUUCCCCUCCUCUCUGGGAUUCGGCGUCUCGACGCGGGUGGGCAACGAGCUCGGAGCCAACCGCCCGGACGGCGCCCGCGCCUCCGCCGCGGUCUCAGUGGCGCUCUCGGCCGUGAUGGGGUUGGUGGCGAUGGGGUUCGCGGCAGGGAUGCGGAAGCGGUGGGGGCGGAUGUUCACGGACAACGGGGAGAUACUCCAGCUAACGGCGGCAGCGAUGCCGAUCGUGGGCCUGUGUGAGCUUGGGAACUGCCCGCAGACGGUGGGUUGCGGUGUGCUUCGGGGGAGCGCGCGGCCGGCCCACGCGGCCAACGUCAACCUGGGUGCCUUCUACCUCGUCGGCAUGCCGGUAGCCGUCGGGCUGGGGUUCGGCAUCGGCGUGGGCUUCACGGGGCUCUGGAUGGGUCUCCUCGCCGCCCAGAUGUGCUGCGCCGGCCUCAUGCUCCACGUCGUGGUGACCACCGACUGGGAGGCCCAGGCUCGCCGGGCCCAGGUUCUAACAGGGAAGCCUCCUGCCGGCCUCAAAGAGAUGGAGGAAGGCAAAGUUGAUGAUCCGGAGGGUAAGGGUGCGGACAAAUGCUAUGAGCCGUUGAUCUCGAUCAGAAUCGCUGAGAUUGAGAGGUGACAUGUUAUAAUGCCCAUCUCAGUUCUAACUUUUUAGGAUUUUUAGAGAGAGAGAGAG